This is a messenger RNA of Branchiostoma belcheri (Belcher's lancelet), 717 nucleotides long. RefSeq names its product fibrinogen-binding protein-like. The record is from RefSeq and is a predicted model, not a curated record. Lineage: Eukaryota; Metazoa; Chordata; Leptocardii; Amphioxiformes; Branchiostomatidae.
AUGGCGUGUUAUAUAGAAACUGCUGCUAGGUUUCCCGGUAGGUUUUGCACGACGGUCGUCUGCGAGGUAUGUGACAAAGAGUUUGCUCGUAAGUUCAACCUCGAUCGUCAUCAAGAAAGAAAACACCGAGACGAGUCAGCUGUGACCUCGGAGGAAGUCGUCGUAGAGCGGGAUGUUUUUGACGACGACUCCGACAUGUCUUAUGAACAUGAGUUGGACGCGCUUGAUUCAUCGGCCGACGAGGAAGGAAGUGACAUCGAUGACGAAGAUGAGGACUCAGACAUGUCACAAGAUGAAAUAAAUGUCUCAGACGAAGAUGAGACCGUUGUGGACUCUGAGGAGGCAGAGUCAGUGACAGAAACCGACAGCGAUCAGAGUGAUUCUGAGAGUUAUGCAAGCUCGGACGUGUCUUCCGACCCAGCUUCACCUGAUGACAAUGAAGAGUACGGCUACGACAGCGGUGACGAGGAAGAAGAGUGGACGCUCUUUCGAGACUGGACCAUUCGACUCACUCAAGAACCAGGCGAUGUCCCCCAACGCGUGAUCAAGGAGACAAAACACGCUGGAAGAAGAUUCUACCUCUUUGCUGCGUUGCCUCGUUACAGUUACAAGAUCGAAUACAGCAAGAACUGGGUCUCGGAACAGACAUUAAUGAAAAAAUAUGGUUACCUCGUUCUGAAGUAAUACAGCAGUAGCGGCGUCAUACCAUUGACAGUA